CACAACCUCAGAACCCGCUCGCCGUACGCUGCGAGUACUCCUCACGCAUUAAUGGGUUGAGACCGGCUCCAAUCUUCACUAAACUCCCUUUUUCGCAUUCGUCACCCAGGCCAGGACUCCGUCCCAAUGUCGUCCUCACAGCCUCCGCAAAACGGCAAUGCAGACUCCCUAGGGAAAUCCUCAGCAAAGCCAUUUUCCCUCUCACUAGGCGGCGGAAACUCUACCACAACACCAGCAAACGGCCAGCCGAAAAAGACAGCCUUUAAUAUCCAGGGCUCAACGCGCUCCACUGACUCGUCCAGCCGAACCCUCGCCCGCCGACCUCACCACCUCCACGAUGACGAAGACUCGGACGAAGAAGCACCGCCCGCCCACGAAGCUGUCACCGGGUUUGACACCUUAACCGGAACCGCCAUUCCCGCAGACAAGCCUGCCGAAAAGCGCGAACUAGUUAUCCCCGUCGCGGGGAACAAUAACUGGCGAGACCGACCGGGCGUGAACGUCCGGAAACCCAAGGGAAAGAAUCUCCUCCCAAAGGAAGUCCAAGCGAUUCAGGAGGCACAGAAACGGGGUGAAGUUGCGGGCCAGAAUGUUGAGACGGAACGGCCAAGUAUGGCCUUUGGUUUGACUUUCGCGCAGCGGGAUUCAGAGCAGGUGGCGGGGGAUAAUGAUCGACCCAUGGAGGAUGCUCCUGAGCCUGCUGCUACCGCUGUGGUUGAGGAACGAAAGCCGCUUACCCAGGAUGAAAUUGCUUUACAGGCGCUGAUCCGGGAGACGAAUGGGGAGCCGGAGAGGAGGUCGGAUCUUAUUAUUGAGUCGGCGAAUCGGGAUGAUGGUGAUGAUCGCGCGGGUGGGCGAUAUGAUGAGACGACUUCAUUUCGGGCUGAUAUUGCUUCGCGUCCGGAGUCUGCGAGCCUCGAUCAGUAUAAUGCAAUUCCCGUGGAGGAGUUUGGCGCGGCCCUGCUUCGUGGCAUGGGGUGGAAGGAAGGUCAGGCUGUCGGAAGAGGAAAAUACGGCGGUGCUUCUGGGAACCAGGAUAAUAAGCCCCGAGUUCCGGAGCGUCGGCCUGGGUUCUUGGGAAUUGGAGCGAAGGAUGCGUCCGGAGGGAAGGGUGCAGAGGCUGAGCUCGGUGCAUGGGGAAAGUCUGCGAUGCGCAAGGGGUCCAGAAAGUCAGGAAAAGAGGGCGAGACCAAUACGGAGGGCGUUUAUAUGCCUAUCAUGAUGCGGAAUACGAAAACAGGCGAGUUCAUAACAGAGGAGGAGCUCGCGGUUCAACGGAAAGAGGCCAAGAAACGGGGCGAUGACGAUGAGUGGAAAGAAAGGCGUGACCGCAACUUGGAAAAGAGUGGACGCGAUAGAGAUCAUGAUCGUGACUCCCGGCGCCGCGAUUACGAUGACGAUGAUCGUGAUCGCUAUGACAGACGGCGGACAGGGUCCUCGAGGAGAGAUCGGAGCUUGUCGUCCAGCGACCGACACUCAAGGAGGCGCAGAUACGGGGAUGAAGAUAGCGACAGUCGAGAUGACCGCCACUAUCGGGACCGAGACCGUGAUCGGGAUCGUGACUCUCGCCGGGAUCGGGAUCGAAAUGGGGACCGGGAUCGAGAUCGCGAUAGGGAUAGAGAUCGGGACCGAGACCGCAGCAGACGGCAUCGCGAUGACGAUCGCUAUUCGAGCUCAAGGCAGUCGUCGUCGCAUACAUCGAGUAGACAUCGUGACCGGGAUCGAGAGCGCGAUAGCGAUCGCGACUCGUACCGGAGGAGAGACGAUGAUCGAUGAAUGAAUAGCUCUUAUUCUUGCCCCCCUCCCCCCCCCUCCUAUAGAGAGAUACAAAAUUUCCGCAUGUCAUUAUUCUGAUACCAUUUUGUGCGUUUAUAAAAGACAGGUGGGGAUGGUUGCAUGGCUGGCAAAAAACAUCCUUGAUAUGGACUUCAAGAGUGACGCUGAUGAUGUUAAUGAUCUAUGAAUGUCUCGUUCCACAAACAUGUAGUUUAAGGUCUGAACAGCUUCUAUUUGAAGCAGGUAUUGUAUCAUCCAAGAGACAAAACUUUUAUACCAAAACAAUAAGACAGCAGCAACAAUACUCCUCCACUGAAAGCGCCAGCAUACCACGGUAUUUGCAAACAUGCAGAU
Molecule: messenger RNA, 2130 nt
Organism: Aspergillus sclerotioniger CBS 115572
Lineage: Eukaryota; Fungi; Ascomycota; Eurotiomycetes; Eurotiales; Aspergillaceae
Gene: spp2
Product: spliceosome ATPase-activating subunit SPP2
Exons: 1
Coding region: 127-1776 (549 amino acids)
Biological process (GO): mRNA splicing, via spliceosome
Cellular component (GO): spliceosomal complex
Molecular function (GO): nucleic acid binding
Source: RefSeq, a predicted model, not a curated record